CUAUAUCCUCGCCCAUUCGCCUACACAGGUCACCACGGUCCUUUGUACUGUCUCUCUUCCUCUCUCUUUCUCUUCGCCCUCGUCGUCGCUGUGGGAUCGCCAAAUAAGAGCCACCUGGUCGCGUCUACCACAUCCAUUCUCUCAUCAAACGCCCAUCCAUACGCGCGCGCGCGCUCAGGUCCAGCGCAAUCAAUAAAGGGCUGUUGACUGGUCCCCUAACAUUCCGCCCACGCUAUGAUGGGCCUGCUUCGUCGCAAGCCAUCGGCUGCCGAGGGCCUCAAUGGCAAAGCCCAGGGAUCGUCACCGCCGCCAUCGAACGAUGAACUCCUCCAACAACGCAAGCGCAACCCAGCUCCGCUGCCCGAUUUGCGCCUCUCCGGCUUCGACAUCGACAAAAUGAUGGGGGCUGCGGGCCUGAAUGGGCGGUCUUCGCCCUCGCCAUUGGUUACUACUGAUGAUGAAGACUUACCUGCUGGAGUGCAGAGAGACUACAUCACCACGAAGGGUGGUAGCAGCGCAAGCAGAUCAGCAGCACAUACAUCAAUGCGCCCUUCCAACCCUCCCUCUGCCUACAGGGGCCCCGCCUCAUCGGUCUCGUCGAGUGGCGCCUCGUCGUCUUCCACUCGCCAGCCUCAUCCUCCCUCCGCUCGACCGCUGUCAAAGCAGAUGCCGCGCAUGGCAUCCACUCCGCAACUCCAACCGCCUCGCAACGCCGAACCGAUGCCCGUCAGCAGGACAGGACCGUUGAAUGCUCGCCGCUCGGCCACCCUCAGCUCAGACGACCUGCCAGGCUCUUCUGCCCAAUCGUACCGUCGCGGACCUCCUUCGUCCGCCGAGAGCUACCUCACCGCAGACAGAGACCAAAAUCGGACACGAUCACAGCGCCCGACCUCUCCACGCUCUCCUCAACAGACGCCUCGCUCCCCUCAAACUACGCAUCGCUCUCCACAGCCGGCCCAUCACAGCCCGCGCUCCCCUCCCGCCCCAGGCGCUGGCCUGAUGGGAAAAAUCGGCCGCGCUCUCAAGAUGGAGAGUGAAGAAGAGCGCCGAGCUCGCGAGUGGGAAGAGGCACGCGAGCAGCAGAACCAAUCGGAUCGCAAGGAGAGAUACGCUAUCAAGGCUCUACAAGCGCAGGAGGAGGCUAGGCGCAAGCGCGAGGCGGAGGAUGAAGUCAAGAGGAAGCAAGCCGCAGCUGCCCGGGCAGAGCGUGAACGUCGCUCCCGAGAGGCAGAGGCGGAGAGGUUGCGAGAGGAGGAGCGCAAGCGUAAGGCCGAGAUUCUGCGCAAGCAUGAAGAGGACAGGAGACGCAAGAUCGCAGAGGAGGAGGCUCGUAUCCAGCGUGAGAUCACUGCCAAGCGCAAGGCGGAGCAAGCCGAGCGAGCCCGUAUGAAGGCCAAGGAGGAUGCUGAGAAGGCGCGCUUGAAGGCAAUCGAAGACGCAGAGAAGGCUCGUCUUCAGGCUAUUGAGGAUGAGAAGCGAGCUGUGGAGGAGGCCAAGCAGCGGUACGUGCAAGCGUUCGCAGAUGGACAUGCUGCCAUUGCCGAAGAAGACCGAUCGCACGUUGAGCGGGCACAAAAGGCUGCCGACGCUCGCGCCGAAUGGUAUCGCGAGCAGAUUGGGAUCAAAGCUCAGCAGCAGCAAGGGCAGCAGCAGCAGACGUCUUCCGACUCUGGCGUCAGUCUACCCAGUAGCGGAGACGCCAAUGAUGACCAGACCCAAGCCAUUGGCCCCGCGCCUGUGCGACCGCCGAGGAGGGCGAUGACGGAGGGUCCCACAGUGCAAGGCGCUUUCGACAUGGGCGUUCAGCGCUCGGCCAGUCAAGGGCAAGGUCCUCCUUCCCACGCCGGUCCACCUCCGCAGUCGCACGGCGUCCGUUUCGAAGACUCGCCCGAGCACAUCUCCACGCCGAUGCCCCGCGAACGCAUGCCAGCUCUUCGCUUCACCUCCGCCUUGACAGUGGGCGCGCGCAAUACCACCUCGGCUACUCCUCGCCACACACUCAGCCUCGCACCGGCAAUCAGGACUCCUUGGGGUACUGGUCUACCCUCUUUUGAGUCAACUCCUGCGCAAUUGGCUGAGAUUGCUCAUCAAGCUGCGGUGGCCGAUACGAGCGACCCGACACGGCCCGUUGCAGGACAGGGCUGGAGGAGCCACGGAUUUGGAGAUCCGCGCAAGAUUAGCUCGCACUAUCGCGUUAUCCACGUCGACGAUGUGCGCCUCACGAAGCGCAAGAUUCAGCCCACUAAGCGCGAAAGUGUCUGCGAAAGCCAGAUGGCCAGUUCGACCUCCCGCGAUUCAAAGAGCAUCGCCGACGAGAUUGAUGCAGCAUUCGGCGGCGACGACACAGGCGACGACGCUGACAACGAGAGCGAGGCCCACUCCGAGUACGAGGAAGUGUGGGAGGAGUAUACGCACGAGGUCUUGCAGUUCGACCUCUUCGAGCAAGUCUUCACACGUACCACGCCUGAUGUGCUCGACCGCAUCGUUGCACACCUCGAUUGCGCAGAUGUGAAAGCGCUGCGCCAGACGAACAAGGAGGUUCGCUUUGCCCUCGACCACUUGGAGGGACGCGAGAUCGUUCUGCGCCGCUUCCUCUCGCCGAUUGGAUACAAGUCGUGGAAGUCGGCUGCGCAAGAGAAGGAUCCCCUGCCGCUCUCUUUCGCCGACGUCGAGGCUUUCGUACUGGCCGCCGAGAUCAGCCCGGAGUACGCGCAAGUGAGCGUCGAUUGGCUUCGCCACCCCCACGAGAUGGAUGCGCGGAUGCCACGGCUAGCUCGCGCUUCCACUCGCUCUUACUCCCGUGUGCUCAGCCGCCUGCGCAACCAACCGGGCUACCGCGUGCCCGCCGCAGCAGUCGCAGCCGCUCUCAGCCCACGCAGCUCCAGCCCUGCCAGUCCCAGCACCACCUCUUCGCCACGCCACAACUCUCGCCUCCCUUUCUCCCCUCACCUCUCGCCGAAUCUCUCUGCACCAAAUGCGCCUCAGUCCCAGCUGGCCUCACCUUGGAAGCCAGGCCGUGCAGCUCUGCACCGGGUCUGGGUGCCCACCAGCAACUCCAUUUGGCAGACUGACGCCGAAGUGGCCCGCUGCGAGCGCGAGCUCUUCCUCGCAGGCUGCUGGUCUUUUCUUAAGCGGGGAGACAUCGUGCACAACGUCGCCAUGGGUGAUGACGGCAGCAACGUCGGGCGCAUGAUCUUCGACGGGCAGUAUCUGCGCGACUUGUCCUACAACUUCGAUCGGGCUGGGCAUCUGCCUAGCUGGUUGAACAUGUUCCUCUACUCGCCGGGCUACUACCAUAAUGUGGUGCGAGCGUCGAACUCUAAUCCUGUGGUUUACCUGGAUAUUCUGCCCUGGAGAGAGCAGAUCAUGUCUUCGCUCCGACUCGUGCAAGACCAGGUCGAGACCACGUCCGCUGCGGGUGCACGAUACCGUAUCGCCAAGUGGCUGUAUCGUUCUGUGGCGCACGUCAAGGCCGGCCAGAUCAUCAGCGACGAAGGAGUCGUUUGCGCCGACGAGGGAUGGGAGGGACGCAUCGUCUUUGAGACGGAAGGUACGUCGGAGCAUGCCAAGGACCUCGUAGCUAGAUGUGCAGGCCCUUUGGCCACCCCGCAAGCCCGAGCUCAACUGCUCGCAACUGUGCUCGGUGGCGCAGCAGCGGCGAAUGGAGCGGGCGCUGCCGCCGGCGCCGUGCUCAAGAAUCCUGCGGUACGCGACUCGCGCACGGGCAAGCGCGUCGAGGCACAGACGCCCUUCGCUGUGCUCAGGGACAGGUCGCGCCCUGGCUUGAUCUGGUUGAGGCCCGUCAUGCCACGAGAGAGUGUUCGACCCGAGCCCCAGCAGCAGCAACACCAGCACCAGCAAAUGAGCCCACCUCAGCAGUGGCAGCGAGGUCCAUCUCAACACGCCGCCAUGCAACGCCCACCGUCAGCCAACGGUCCUCUCGCAGCGCGCCCCUCUCCUUCGCAACAAGGACAAGCCGCAGCGCGCCAGUCUCAGCAACGCCUCAUGACCCCACCGCACCAGCAGAUGCAGAUGCAGAUGCAGCCUCAAGAUCAGCAACAGCAGCGCGUUUCCCCUGGUAGGGCAGCGCGUUGACGACUCAAAGCCCCGAACAUGGACUUAUUUCCGAAUCCCUCUCAUCUACCCACUCCCUCCCGUUCCACUCUCGUCUUUCUGUAUCUUUCCCCUCUCCCGCUCCUCGCUCACGCGCUCUCAGUCGCCGCCGUCGUUCGUCCUCGUACUCUGUUUUUCUUACUCGCAUCAGCAGCCGGCCAGAGGCUUGUGUUCAAUUCAUGCAUCCUUGCACCCACGGAGACUCGCC
Jaminaea rosea is the source of this 4321-nucleotide messenger RNA. RefSeq lists its product as hypothetical. The transcript has 2 exons. The record is from RefSeq and is a predicted model, not a curated record. The coding region runs from base 235 to 4095 and encodes 1286 amino acids. NCBI's taxonomy places the organism in Eukaryota, Fungi, Basidiomycota, Exobasidiomycetes, Microstromatales.